Dovyalis caffra is the source of this 417-nucleotide messenger RNA. The record is from the annotation of a GenBank genome assembly. Lineage: Eukaryota; Viridiplantae; Streptophyta; Magnoliopsida; Malpighiales; Salicaceae.
AUGUUGAUCAUGUUGCUGCUCUAUUCCAUUCAAAGAUCUUCUCUUCUGCUAGUGAUGAUCAUAACUGGAGCGUUUCACUAUGCCGUUGUCCGAAAAGUGAGAAGUCAAGCGGACAUUGUCAAUCUUCACAGCGAGGUAUAUAGAGAUGCGGCCAUUAGAGUAAGCCAAGGCCACAUCUUUUCAUGUCAUCAGAUGCUUCGUCUUUCCCUGAGUUUCCAUGUCUGGGAAGUAGAGGACCAUAGCACCCCUAAUUGGUGCUUGAAGCACAGACUUGUCCUCUCUCGUCUCUGGCUCUGGCUGACCAUCGAGGCUUUUAGUGCAAUUGAUGAAGACAUUGCAUAUUUAUGGUACCGAAAGCGUGUUUUGUCAUGGAACAUCAAGGGUAGAAGGCUUGAAGUUGUCUUGCUUAAUUCCUAG